CACACUUAUUGUAACGCGGAAGAGGUCGUGAUGUGGCGGCUGCACGACACGGAUUAGCCUAGCAUGUGGACUUUAAAUGGACUGGAUCACUUUAUUUAUCACUGUUACUGCGCUUUUUAAGGAUGAAACGAGGAGUUCGAGGUGCAGUGUUGUGUUUUUUGCUUUUGUUAUCGCUCGUGUGUGAGUGUGAAUGCGAUGACACUGAGCUCUCACACAGCAGGAGACAGCUGGAGAAAGCUGAGGAGAAGAAACAACAACAACAAACACACACAUUCACCUCAGGAGAAGAACCAAACCCACAAACCGACUCUCACAGUAUAAACACCACAGAAACACAGGGCAAUGAAACGUUACGUAGCAUCACGUCGGCUGCCAAGGCGACGACCUCGACCCCGCCCACGGUCAAGCCCAUCCUCCCGGUUCAGACAGGGGUCAAGGCGCAGGAGGAGGAGCAAUCGAGUGGCAUGAGCAUCUUCUUCAGCCUGCUCGUCAUCGGAAUCUGCAUCGUAUUGGUUCACCUUCUGAUCAGGUUCAAGCUUCACUUCAUGCCCGAAAGCGUAGCUGUGGUUUCACUGGGAAUCCUGAUGGGAGCAGUUAUAAAGAUCAUUGAGACUCAGGAGUUGGCCAACUGGAAGGAAGAGGAAAUGUUCAGGCCCAACAUGUUCUUCCUCCUGCUGCUUCCUCCAAUCAUCUUUGAAUCAGGAUACUCGCUUCAUAAAGGAAACUUCUUCCAAAACAUCGGCUCCAUCACGCUGUUUGCCGUCAUCGGGACGGCCAUAUCCGCCUUCAUCGUCGGGGGAGGGAUCUACUUCCUGGGACAGGCAGACGUUAUUUACAAGAUGACAAUGACGGACAGUUUUGCGUUCGGUUCCCUGAUCUCAGCGGUGGAUCCCGUAGCCACCAUCGCCAUCUUCAACGCCCUGAACGUGGACCCGGUCCUGAACAUGCUGGUGUUUGGAGAGAGCAUUCUCAACGACGCCGUGUCCAUCGUGCUCACAAAUACUGCAGAGGGCUUCACCGGCCCCGACGCCUCGUCUGUAACCGGAUGGCAGACGUUCCUGCAAGCGCUCGGUUACUUCCUGAAAAUGUUCUUCGGCUCAGCUGCUCUCGGUACACUCACCGGCCUCAUCUCCGCCCUCUUUCUGAAACACUUUGACCUGAGGAAGACGCCGUCUCUGGAGUUUGGGAUGAUGAUCAUCUUCGCCUAUCUGCCUUAUGGUCUGUCUGAAGGGAUUAAACUGUCAGGUAUAAUGGCCAUCCUGUUUUCGGGGAUCGUGAUGUCUCACUACACUCAUCAUAACCUGUCUCCGGUAACACAGAUCCUCAUGCAGCAGACACUCCGCACCGUCGCCUUCAUGUGCGAAACCUGUGUGUUUGCCUUCUUGGGUCUCUCCAUUUUCAGCUUUCCUCACAAAUUUGAGUUUUCUUUUGUUAUCUGGUGCAUUGUUUUGGUUCUUCUUGGUCGGGCUGUAAACAUCUUCCCUUUAUCCUUCUUACUGAACUUCUUCCGUGAUCACAAGAUCACACCAAAAAUGAUGUUCAUCAUGUGGUUCAGUGGCCUGCGGGGGGCGAUCCCGUACGCCCUGAGCCUCCACCUUGGCCUGGAGCCCAUCGAGAAGCGGCAGCUCAUCGGCACCACCACCAUCGUCAUCGUGCUCUUCACCAUCUUGCUGAUGGGAGGCGGGACCAUGCCUCUAAUCCGCAUCAUGGACAUCGAGGACAACCAAUCACGGCGCAGGAACAGGAAGGACAUCAACCUGAGCAAGACGGAGAAGAUGGGUAACACAGUAGAGGCAGAGCAUCUCUCGGAGCUGACGGAGGAGGAGUACGAGGCUCACAUUGUACACCGUCAGGACCUGAAGGGCUUCCUGUGGCUCGACGCUAAAUACCUCAAUCCCUUCUUUACUCGCAGACUGACGCAGGAGGAUCUGCUGCACGGCCGAAUCCAGAUGAAAACUCUGACCAAUAAGUGGUACGAGGAAGUUCGGCAAGGUCCGUCUGGCUCUGAGGAUGAGGAUGAGGAAGCUGAAUUACUCUGAACCACACACACACACACACACACACACACACACACACUUCUGCUGAAUGUGUUACAUGGGCUGUACCAAGUCACUGGAAUAACGACACUUUUUCACAUAAAUUAUUAUAAAAAUGGAAGGAUUGUAAAAUGUCACAUGGACCUUUGACAUAAGAGCAAUAGCAGGUUUAUUUCUUUAUGUUCUGGGGUUUUAUAACGAAGCUGCUUUUUUACAUUAGAAAUGAAAUACAAAAAAAAAUGAUCGUAUCGAACGUCAACAUCUGGAAUGAAGACAAAUUACACACCGACACGUAUUUACAAAAAAAAAAAAAAACAAAAGCAGUCUAAUCUGCUGUUAAAGUCCUGACACUGGAGGCUCCUUCUGUACGCGUUACACAACUCCGAUGUCCGCCGCCGAGUCUCGGUAAACGAGCUGUUGCUAUAGAAACAUAUUAGAGCGUAUCAGAAGGAGCUCGUUAACACAAAGCGGCGCCGGAUUUCCACAACAUUCCUCUAUAGAGAGAGGAGAUUAGAUUAAAUUCAGAUUAAAAUUUGUCUUUAUUCCAGAUUAUUUAGUUUUGCUGCGAACGGACGCAUUUGGACGUGCGGGGGAGGGGGAGGGGUGGUCUGUUUUCUUUUCUUCUGCUUGUUCAUUCGAUAUUUAUUGGUUUUCUGUAUAAUCCUGAGGAAUAUUUGGAGAUUUUAUGGUUGUUCCUGUUGCUACUGAACGAGAAUGUAGGAUAAAGUCUGAUGUUAGACAAUCAGACACACAGAGACGACACGUUCUGUUUUUAGUACGAAACGUGUGUGUUUGUUAAAAAUAAGCUCAUAUGUCCACCGGGAGGGGACAGUAAUCUAGUUUUAAACAGAGUUUUAGUGAGAUUAUUCAGCUCAUUUGUGAAGGUUACUAGGAAGGAAACGAAAGAGGUCUUUUGUGGGUUUUUUAUAGUGUUUGUUUUUAAAGCGAUAAACCAUCAGAUUUAACUUAUUUAACCAUAACAAAAGUGUCCAAAAUGAUGCAGAGAAAUUUAUCUUUUAAAUGAAUCUAUCUAGGGCACGGUGUCUUAGUGGUUGGCACGUUCGUCUCACACCUCCAGGGUUGGGGGUUCGAUUCCCACCUCCGCCUUGUGUGUGUGGAGUUUGCAUGUUCUCCCCGUGCCUCGGGGGUUUCCUCCGGGUACUCCGGUUUCCUCCCCCGGUCCAAAGACAUGCAUGGUAGGUUGAUUGGCAUCUCUGGAAAAUUGUCCGUAGUGUGUGAGUGAAUGAGAGUGUGUGUGUGUGAGUGAAUGAGAGUGUGUGUGAGUGCCCUGUGAUGGGUUGGCACUCCGUCCAGGGUGUAUCCAGCCUUGAUGCCCGAUGACUCCUGAGAUAGGCACAGGCUCCCCGUGACCCGAGGUAGUUCAGAUAAGCGGUAGAAGAUGAAUGAAUGAAUGAAUGAAUCUAUCUAUUUAAUAUCAGUAAAGAAUAAAUAAAUAAUAUCAACGGUAAAGUUUUACUGUAUAAAGGCUACAGGCGAGAUGAUUUAGCCUCAGAUUUGGACUUUGUUUUCGUUCUAACUCUCUGAAAUUUCUAGAUAAACGCUAAAACAUGCAUUUUCUUUUUCCACGGGGGACCUAAACUUUUGCACUCGAUGUGCCGCACACAAACUCCACAGAUGAAGGAGAACAGACUCCGGAGGUUUCGUUAAUGGGGUUAAAAGUUUAUUUUAGCCAAAAAAAAAAAAACAAGCCAAGUCGUUUUCAUCGGACGGAUUCGUAGUGAGUGUUGAAGCUACUGUUUACAUCUAAUCACAGCGUAACGUCUGAUCAUCACGCGGCCGAGCGACGAGGACAACACGGUGUGUGAAACCUGCUGAUGAAGGGACAGAUUAGUGCUUUCAGCUUCACUGCUUUUCCUGCUCAGGAGAAACAUUUCUGUUUUCUGAAACACUGCGACUGAAAGGUGAAAUAAAUCGGUUACAGCAGUC
This is a messenger RNA of Tachysurus vachellii, 3983 nucleotides long. RefSeq names its product solute carrier family 9 member 8 (gene slc9a8). The transcript has 16 exons. Lineage: Eukaryota; Metazoa; Chordata; Actinopteri; Siluriformes; Bagridae. Gene Ontology annotation, molecular function: sodium:proton antiporter activity. Bases 123 to 2039 code for a protein of 638 amino acids. Gene Ontology annotation, cellular component: Golgi apparatus; membrane. Gene Ontology annotation, biological process: regulation of pH; proton transmembrane transport; sodium ion transport. The record is from RefSeq and is a predicted model, not a curated record.